This is a messenger RNA of Tachysurus fulvidraco (yellow catfish), 2583 nucleotides long. RefSeq lists its product as uncharacterized. Gene Ontology annotation, biological process: negative regulation of T cell proliferation; positive regulation of T cell proliferation; T cell costimulation. Lineage: Eukaryota; Metazoa; Chordata; Actinopteri; Siluriformes; Bagridae. Gene Ontology annotation, cellular component: external side of plasma membrane. Bases 821 to 1822 code for a protein of 333 amino acids. The record is from RefSeq and is a predicted model, not a curated record. The transcript has 7 exons.
UUUUAUAUUAAUGUUACACUUUACUGUACAUUCAAGAUAAAGUGAUGAACUUCACAAAAUUUUGUUUUUAUCAUUUUUGUUUAAAUAUAUAAAAAUGUAGGGGAAUUUCUCUUUGAGUAGUUUGGUGAGCAGUGAUGUCAGCUGGACACUUCGGGUGUUUCUCAUCAUACGUCAUGUUUUAGCGUCAGUCACACUGCACUGAGGUCCUUCCUGUAAACAACUCUGUGUGUGUCAGAGUUGGAGCAGCCGCUACUCCUUUUUAGCUGAUGAUUUCUCCAUAUUAACAGAUUAAAGGUGCCAGAUCUCAUCGCUGUGUGGUUCUUGUGGGUGACAGUGUUUGUUCCAGACACGCUACAUUAGGACUUGUUAGGACCAGAUUUCCAUUCAAUCCACUGCAGGGUGCGGCGCUGAUACUUUAACCGUGUUUCUGUAAAGAACGUCUGGAUUAAAUAACAUGCAUUGGUGAAGUUUUUUUUUUUAAUAGCUGGAUUAACCGCAGUUUUACAAACCUGAAGAACAGAUUUAAUCUUUUUUUUAAAACUUUAUAAUCCUCCGAAUGUUCAUACCAGACAACUGGACCAGACCUGAAGACCUUCCAUCGGUAUUCACUGUUUAAUGUUGGAGAUUCUACAGACAAGAAACUUCACAGAAUCUUUAAGUGAUCAGACUAAACUAAAGAGAAAGUAAAAGCUUCCUGCAGUCACGAUGUUGCUGUAAUAUAACACUAAACAGAUGGCAGCAGGACAUUAAAUUCACACUGGAAAUGUUCUUCUGUCUCUGAGAAAAUCUGCCAACACUCCACAAGAGUCUUCCAGACAUCAUGUCCCUCCUUUAUAUUUCCAUCUUAUGGGUCUGUGCCUUUGUGGACAGUGCAGAAUCUCUGGUUACUGUAUCAGCUCCAGUGGGUUCCACAGUCAUCCUGCCGUGUACACUGACUGAAGAGUUAAAACCAACAUCAUUUAUUAAGUGGCAGCUCAAUAAAGUCCCUGUGUUUGAGAGAAGCAGUAAUGGUACAUAUUCAGGAUCAGGAUAUGAAGGACGUGUGGAUGUUCCUGUGGACGAGCUGCGUAAAGGAAACUGUUCCCUGGUGUUGAAGAAUGUCAGAUUUACUGAUGACCAAAUCUACAAAGCCAUUAGAGUGGAACAUGUGAACACUAACACUGGGGAAGCGAAAGAAAUUAACAAUGUUACACUCUCAGUCAAUGCUCUUCAGAUAUCAGCUCCAGUGGGUUCCACAGUUGUCCUGCCGUGUGAUUGGAGUCAUCUAUCCAUCAAAACUCCUUACGUUCAGUGGUUUAUUGAUACUGAGACUGUGUUUGAGCGAAAGGGUAAAGAUUCAUAUGUGGGUGAAGGAUAUGAGGGUCGUGUGGACGUUCCUGAGGACGAGCUGCUUAAAGGAAACUGUUCCCUGGUGAUGAAGAACAUCAGAGUUAAUGAUACAGGAAUCUACAGCAGCUCCAUGUUAAUUACAGACACACAGGAAUCUGUCUUGGUCCAGAAGGUUAAACUGUCUGUUGUUGAGGACAGUGUUAAUGAGAGAGGAUCUUCAUCAGAGGAUUCAGACUCAGACCAGACUGGAGGGAACAACUGGAUUAUUUUAUAUGUUGGGAUCGUAAUCAUCAUUAUCAUCAUCUGCGUGUCUGUGUACUACAGCAGGGUGAAAGGAUGGAAACGGACAUCAUCACAGUGUUCAGUACAACACAAGGUCCGACAGUGUGACGUAACCAACAGUCAACACACAAUCACAGAGUUAAUGACCAACACAAGAUGGUCUGCUCUGAUCUCAUCAUGGAUUUCAGAUCAUCUUAAACUUCAUCCCUGAGCCACUGAGCUGAUGUUCAUCUCUGGAGCUUCAUCACCAUGUCAGGAUCUUCUGAUUUACUGCAGAACUCUCAGAUCACACAUCAUGGACCAUCAGUUACUCUUCUAUCUAACCUGUCUUGGUCAUGUUAUGUUACACUAAAUAAUGAAAUGUGAACAGCAGGAAUUUUUACAUUUAUAUUUCUACUAUUUUUAUAAGAUUUUAUCCACAUCAAGACAAAAAAGAAAAACCCUACAAGGAAUUAAAUAUCAAAAGGAACAAUUACAAUAGGAACAUAAAAUAAAUAAAUAAGUAAAAUAAAAAAUAUAAAAUAAAGAUUACAUAAAAAUACACUUCAAUUAGAUAAUAUUUUGAUAAUACAGUAAUAACUGCAGCAAUUCAGUGUUCUUUAACCUUGUUUUUCUCCAAAGUUAUUCUGCUGUAAAGUCCACUUGAUCGCAGAAGUGUAGAAAGUUAGUCCAGAUUUUAUAAAAGUAAUUUAACUUCCCUUUGAUAGCAAAUGUCAGUUUUUCCAAAGCAAGGUUUAAGGACAUUUCCUUGAUCCAUUGGUUAGAAAAGGGUCUUUGAGUGUCUUUCCACUUUAAUGCAAUGACACGUUUGGCCUGUAGAAAACUAAAGUCUAUUAGUUUACAUUUUCUUGCAUUUACGACCAAAUUUAUUGGGUAUAGAUGGAAUACAUACAGUUCUGGUUCAAGAGGAACAUUAUCUCCAAUUAACUGACCGAUCAUGGUAAGAAUUUCCUUCCAAAAUAUGCGAAGCUC